CUGGAAACCUCUCAGUCUCAGCCAGGUACUUGUGGUGAUCUGGUGUACUCCGCUCGGACGCUCGUGUGUGUGUGUUCCCUCGCCCCGUGUUCUACAGGAUGCUGGCCUCAUCGACGUCGCUGCUCCGGCCGCUGGUCCUCGCGCUCGGCCUCCUGCUCGCCCUCGGCCUCCAGGCACAGGUGGAGGCUCGGCAGGCGUUCAGGGGCGACCCGGGGGCCCCCGGGGACACGGGCUUCGACCUCUCCCAGUACAAGGUGUCCGACGUGGCCAAGUCUCGGGCCAAGAGGUACUUCGUGAGCUUCCCUUCCUCGUCGACGCUCACGUUCAACAACAAGAUCAAGGUUCCGCUCUUCAAGAAGUUCGACAGCAAUAUCAGUGGCGUGUUCAAGGGCGUCAUUAAAGCCACAUACACACUACCCUCGGACACAGUGACGGUCGGGAGGGCAAAGAUCGACGAGGACCGCUUGACGACCUACAACUCUCUGGAGACGGUCUUUUCGAACUUUGGCAUCGACGGGCACCAGUGCCUCCUGAAGGCCAUCUGCGAGACGGCCGAGACAACAGCCUCCGAGUAUGGCCUCAUCGGGGAGUUACUCAGCCUCCUGCUUUCACCCAACCACGCCCUCGACCAAGCGAAGGACGACCUCCUCGAGUACACGGCUGCAGAAUCCUACGGCCGCGACGUCGGAAACUGUGACCUGGCUUAUUCCUCGUGUCCCCUGACCCUUGGCGAGCUCCUGAAGACGGGGGUGUCUCUCCUGCAGGGGUCCAUGUCGAGAUUCAUUGGGAUGUAAAAGGGCCUUUUGGUCUGUGUGUG
Messenger RNA from Penaeus chinensis, 817 nucleotides. RefSeq lists its product as uncharacterized. NCBI's taxonomy places the organism in Eukaryota, Metazoa, Arthropoda, Malacostraca, Decapoda, Penaeidae. The coding region runs from base 99 to 794 and encodes 231 amino acids. The record is from RefSeq and is a predicted model, not a curated record. The transcript has 5 exons.